This is a messenger RNA of Betta splendens (Siamese fighting fish), 2104 nucleotides long. It is a transcript of the gene gjb7, whose product is annotated as gap junction protein beta 7. The record is from RefSeq and is a predicted model, not a curated record. The transcript has 2 exons. Lineage: Eukaryota; Metazoa; Chordata; Actinopteri; Anabantiformes; Osphronemidae. Bases 911 to 1708 code for a protein of 265 amino acids. Gene Ontology annotation, biological process: cell communication. Gene Ontology annotation, cellular component: connexin complex.
GUGUGAAAAUGAGAACCAAGGUCCUAGGAUCCGUCCAGAGAACAACGUUUUCAUCUUCGCAGUACAUUUACAAUAAAGCAACUAAGAUGAGGUCAAAGUGAUGCCGUUUUACUAAAAUUUAAACAGAGAAAAGCUACAGGUGACGACAUUUCAGCUAAUGACAUGAUUUUUUUUUGCCCACUUGCCCAUCUACAUUUAGUCUGAAUCUGGACGGGGACACUAUAGGGCUGACUUGACCGCUGCCUUGGUGUGAUCGGGUCUUACCGGACCACUGUGUCCUACAGAAAGCGUCGAGGUUGUGGGUCUGAGCUGACGUUUGUCGGCUCUGUCCUUUCAGCCCUUGAAGCUCUGAGAAGUGUCUGUUUACGGAACUCGAUCUGUAGUCUGAUAGUUUCCACAGAAUUAUGCUGCAGCGCACCGUCAACAAUUGAAUGUUGUGAUAUUUCAUGUCUUUGAUAUGAGAAAUUAUAUUUUCAGCUUUUACUUCAUCAUACAUCAUUAAUCGCACAUCACAGCGACCUUUGUGAAUGUAAACCUGUCGCACUGAGGUGAGCUCGCCUGCUCACCUGUAUUAUUCAUUAUCGGACUCAUCAAAGUUACAUGCGGACAGAGAGCUCCCCUCCUCCCCCACACUGGUCUGACCAGGACAGGCAGCACACACUAUUUGCAUUGCGCAGCUCCAUGGCGACGGCUGCGUGCGAGCGAAGCCGAGCCGUCUGCCAUCACGCAGAGGAACAAGGUGUGGCAGCCGGGGACACGCACCACCCGCAGGUGCACACGGCGCAGGACGCACAACCCGGACGCCAGCUGUUGUUGCAGAGGACACGUCUCCCGGGAGCCAGGGUCAGUGCAGGCAGGGACGCAGCGUUGUCCAGGAAGCGGCUCCUUGACUCCCUGCUGUGACAGGAAGAUGAACUGGGGCUUCUUGGAGAACGUGCUGAGCGGCGUGAACCGGUACUCCACCGCGGUCGGCCGCGUCUGGCUCUCCGUGCUCUUCCUCUUCAGGAUCCUGGUGUACGUGGCAGCGGCCGAGCAGGUGUGGAAGGAUGAGCAGAGGGACUUUGUGUGCAACACCCAGCAGCCAGGCUGCGAGAACGCCUGCUUCGACCACCUGUUCCCCAUCUCGCAGGCGCGCCUCUGGGCUCUGCAGCUGAUCGCCGUGUCCACCCCGUCCCUGCUGGUGGCCCUGCACGUGGCCUACCGGGAGCACCGGGAGGCCAAGCACCGGCGCAAGCUGUAUGAGGACAAGGGCAGCAUCGAUGGAGGGCUGUUCUGCACCUACGUCGUCAGCCUGGUCUUCAAGACAACCUUCGAGGUGGGCUCUCUGCUGACUUUCUACUUCCUCUACAACGGCUUCGACGUCCCCAUCCUGCACCGCUGCAGCCAGAGCCCCUGUCCCAACGUGGUGGACUGUUACAUCGCUAAAGCCAAGGAGAAGAAGAUCUUCCUCUACAUCAUGGGCUGCACCUCCAUUCUGUGCACCGCUCUGAACUUCGUGGAGCUCCUGUACAUUGUGUGGAAGCAGCUGUGGAGACGCUUUACCAGGCGGUACGUGCCCAGGGAGAAGGCAGCAUUCAGCUACAGACGCGCGUCAGCCUCCAAGGUCACCGCAGAGGUCACUGCUCAGGUCAACGCUGAGGUCACAGCUGAGCCGGGUGCAGAGCCCAGACGGCAUCCUGUGCCGCCCGGCGGCGCUGCAGCAGAGUGAAGAUUCCUCUUCACUCUCAGCUCUAGAUGGACGCUCAGUUGUUGUAAACUCACACCUCCAUGUUUGGCAGCUACUGCAGUUUAAGGAGGAGAAACGUUCCAGAUGGAGCUUUGCCCAGACAAAAACAAUGUAUUGCUCCAUCACUAAUAACUUCUAUUUAUUGUAACAUAUUUUAAAACAUAUAUUUUUGCGAUUGACAUCCUUCAUUUUAUGAAUUUAUUUAUAUUUAUCAACUUUAUUUAUCAGACGUGUUCACUUCACAAGUGAACCUAAACCCUGUUUGUCAAUAAACGCAGGUCAAUUGUAAAUCAUCAUCAGCUUUUGCUCACAAAGGAUGAUGCUCCCCAUCUAAUGUUUCACUAAUGCUAAAGGACAUAAUAAAUCAAUAAAACACGC